Brienomyrus brachyistius is the source of this 3330-nucleotide messenger RNA. Its product is annotated as mitogen-activated protein kinase 14A-like. Gene Ontology annotation, cellular component: cytoplasm; nucleus. NCBI's taxonomy places the organism in Eukaryota, Metazoa, Chordata, Actinopteri, Osteoglossiformes, Mormyridae. The coding region runs from base 315 to 1403 and encodes 362 amino acids. The transcript is spliced from 12 exons. The record is from RefSeq and is a predicted model, not a curated record. Gene Ontology annotation, biological process: intracellular signal transduction; protein phosphorylation. Gene Ontology annotation, molecular function: MAP kinase activity; ATP binding.
GAGCGCGCUGUGACGAUCCGGACACGCCAUGCAGGACUGAUUCCGCGUCGGGGGAUUCACGCUGGAUGCGGCUCGAUCGGGGAUUUGCUCACCUCGGAGGAGUCGCACAUUUGCCGGCAGAUAGUCGGCUGUACCUAUUAAUCCUGUCUCACGUUCGAUUAACCCGCGAUAGAAAGUUUUCCGUUUUGUUUUGUCGGUGAACUUUUUUUUUGCACUAUUUUGCGUGCUCGUGUACCGAGGGAGUGUGCUUGAUUUAAGGGAUCUCAGAAGUUAAAGUUGCCUGUUGUUGUCGUGGGGCUGAGUCUUCUGCAGGAAUGUCGCAGAAAGAGAGACCCACUUUCUACCGACAGGAUCUCAACAAAACCGAAUGGGAGGUCCCACAGCGCUACCAGAAUCUGUUCCCAGUCGGUUCUGGUGCUUAUGGAUCUGUAUGCUCAGCCUUUGACGUGAAGAUGGACCUGAAGGUCGCUGUGAAGAAGCUGUCCCGCCCCUUCCAGUCUAUCGUCCACGCCAAGCGGACCUAUCGGGAGUUGCGGCUCCUCAAGCACAUGAAGCACGAAAAUGUCAUUGGCCUGCUGGACGUCUUCACUCCCAGCACCAGCCUCGAGGAGUUCAAUGACGUGUACCUGGUGACCCACCUGAUGGGGGCUGAUCUGAACAACAUUGUCAAGUGUCAGAAGCUCACCGACGACCACGUCCAGUUCCUCAUCUAUCAGAUACUGCGGGGAUUAAAGUACAUCCACUCAGCGGACAUCAUUCACAGAGACCUGAAGCCCAGCAACCUGGCUGUGAACGAGGACUGUGAGCUGAAGAUCCUGGACUUUGGUCUGGCUCGACAGACUGACGACGAGAUGACCGGCUACGUGGCUACCAGGUGGUACCGGGCUCCAGAGAUCAUGCUCAACUGGAUGCACUACAACAUGACAGUGGAUAUCUGGUCAGUGGGUUGCAUCAUGGCUGAGCUGCUCACCGGCCGGGCGCUCUUCCCUGGAACAGACCAUAUAAACCAGCUGCAGCAGAUAAUGCGGCUGACGGGGACGCCGCCGGCCUCGCUAAUAAGCAGGAUGCCGAGCUACGAGGCCAGAAAUUACAUCAACUCCCUACCUUACAUGCCCAAGAGGAACUUUGCUGACGUGUUUAUCGGGGCCAAUCCCCAGGCUGUGGACCUGCUGGAGAAGAUGCUGGUCUUGGACACGGACAAGCGCAUCACAGCGGCAGAGGCUCUGGCACAUCCGUACUUCACCCAGUACCACGAUCCAGAGGAUGAACCCGACGCUGAGGCCUAUGACCAGAGCUUCGAGAGCCGCGACCUGCUCAUUGAUGAAUGGAAACAGUUGACCUACGAGGAGGUAUUGAGCUUCGUGCCCCCAGUGUUCGAUGAGGACGACGUGAUGGAGGCAUGAGUACCGAAGAUGAUUUCUCCACAGAUGGGCGUUGUUCAAUACCCCAGUCCCGCCCACGCUCCCUCUCCAGCCCCACACACACCCAGUGGCAGAGGGCCUGUUCCUCAUUGGACCUUUUCAGGGUGAUACAUUCAAGUGCCUGUCGUCAUUAAUUCUUUUAUUCUUCCAUGAGUUCCUGGGGCAGACGCAACUCUUUCCGCAAAUUCUUGAUUCUGCUCAUAACACACCUUGGACAAAAUGCUCCUAUCUGCCUCAAGACAGAGACUGGUGACAGGAAUCCAUCACAAUACCUUCAUGACAUCGGCAUAACGUAUAAUAAUGUUUCCCUGAAUCUGUUGAGAGCCUGAUACCUUGUGAAUCUGAUCAUGUUUUACUUGGAAAGAUAACUGGUCUGACUUAUGAUGUAAUUUACGUGGUGUUAUUUGGGCAUUACGAUGAUUGCGUCAAACUCGCAAAAAAAAAAAUACUGCUUUACAACUUCAUCGCUUUUGAAAUGACACCUUUCACCUCCAGAAUCAGCUGAAUAUUAGGAUGUAAUUCAGUAUACAGAGCCGCCGUUUCUGUUCCAGGGGAUUUAGGAACACCUCCCUGAAUAGUGUACAUUACGAGGAUUUGUCUGAAGCAAGACCCAUAUCACUUGUGUCCUCGAUCUACUACAAUGAUUGAGGAUUGGAAGAAUAUUCUGGUGGUGAAAGCAUCGUUAUUCUCACCGUUGUAAAGCAUGCCUUAGAAUCCAAAUUGAUACUUUUAACUCACUGGUCACAAGCCAUAUAUAUAUAUAUAUAUAUGGUACAUAUUGAACUUUUGAAUUCUUGAUGAGUAUUGGUGAUGGUGCUGGUUGGUUGGGUGGGGAAUCAUGUUUUGUUUCUUGUUUAGUUUGGAUUUCAGGUAUUAAGUCCAGGUAUUAUGGAGCAGUUAUUUAUCCUCCUACUACAAAUAUUGUGAAACGCUCAUUACCUGGUUCAGCCUUGCUCACAAUGAAUGUGUUCUCUUUGUCUGGUGUUGACCAGUGACCCCCCCCCCCCCCCCCCCCCCAGUGGUGGGGAGGAGCUCUUUGCCCCUUAUGACCUGUUAUAUUGUCCUCUCUGCUCUGUGAUGGGACAUUACUGCGUCUCUGACAUGGGUUAAGUAACUUUUAACCAAGGUUGCCGCUCUGGUUCUUAUACCAUAUCGCGAGGACCGUUUCACUUGUGGCUUGAGUUUGCUUUUUUUUCUCCUUUAUCUUCGUUCUUUUUGACCCACAGUUGUUUAUGUAGUUAGAACAUUAAUGACUUGGGUUAGUUUCCUCCUCCAUAAUGCAGAGCCAUGCAGAGCCCUGCUGCCCUUUGUCUGAGCAGAAGGCUGACUUCUGUAAUUCUGUUCCUCUCCGCAGUUGUACUUCCUCUAUUUAGAAAACAAUCAGGGUACAGCUGUUGAGAAACUCGCCAAACUGAGCCACUGCCCUUUAUUCUGAAAGAGCUGAUUAAUUUGCGUUUUCGUGUCGUCGAAGCGCGAGGCACUCACCCAAGACUCGGCCCCACAAGUGUGACAAUAGGUUCCGAAUGUACAUAGGUAUCCGUUAAAGCCUUUAAAAACGUUUUAUUCUAUUGGCUGUGUGUUGAUGAUGUGAUAUUACUUGAUUCCAAGUAAUACUGUAUUGCAUGUGUCUUUGUGUGUUUUGCCUGUGUGUUUGUGUGAGCCUGUUUUCAGGAUACCAGGUGGUAAUGGUAUCAAAUGUAAUAUGAUAUGAACAGUAAAAUUAAUUACAAUAUUUAUAGCCUUAAACAGAAUGGACAGGUCUAGACAUUUUUUUCUUUCUCUGUUAGAACCUGCUAUAUCAGAUGGUAAGACUACGUUUUGCAUUCAUAAUUCCUCUGUACACUGAGAAUAGUGACCUGUAAAUAGCACUGUCAAGAAAAAUAUAAAGACAUAUUUUUUAAAACUCGAA